This is a messenger RNA of Emericellopsis atlantica, 1400 nucleotides long. RefSeq lists its product as uncharacterized. The transcript has 3 exons. Gene Ontology annotation, molecular function: DNA-binding transcription factor activity. Bases 128 to 1363 code for a protein of 411 amino acids. Gene Ontology annotation, biological process: regulation of DNA-templated transcription. NCBI's taxonomy places the organism in Eukaryota, Fungi, Ascomycota, Sordariomycetes, Hypocreales, Bionectriaceae. The record is from RefSeq and is a predicted model, not a curated record.
CCAACUAUCAGAUCUGCUCAGACGAUUCCCGUCAAGGCAAUGUUAAUUCAUCAGCUUCAACCUGGAGCGUGCUUACUCUCAUGAGACUGACCCAUUCAACAACAUCAAGCUUGCUAGUGGCAUCGCCAUGGAUGCGCAACAUGCCAAAGUCGCCAAACGUCAACCACAGCGUCGUGACCCAGAUGCACGUCGAGAGCAGAACCGCAACGCAUCACGCAACUAUCGCCAGAAGAGGAAAGAGAAGCUCGCUCUGCUGGACCAACUCACCUCACAGUCCACGGUGUCCGUAGACCAACCCCGACAAUCUAACAGUCAUGCCAGCAACAGCCAAAGCAGCAGGGAGGAGUGCCACUCGGCAGAUCCUAUGCUUGACCCAGAGAUCGAACUCAUAGAUCGAGCUGUUGAUCAGGCGGCCUCCCAUGCCCAUGCCGCCCAGAGGAACCACGCUCUAACAGGGCGUCUGACAGAUCACGGCUUCGACGCCCAUCCAUCCAAUGCCCUCUCAACGAAUGAGUCGUGGCAGCUGUCCAACUCGUCAUCAUCUACCUCAUUGACCCCCACGAGCCAUGAAGACGAUGAAGCGGUUCUCGCCGCCCUGCAACACAUCCAGACGCUGAGUGCCUCGCAGAAACGCGCCUUGCUCAGCCAUCUCAAGGAGCAGACGCCCGCUCUCGAACCAACCCCGACCAUCAUACCAGGCGCAACUUGGGCGUCGAGCGAUACGCCACCCGGGCCCCCAAGGAGUCGCCUGCAAGAGGAGGCCCGCCGCUUCGCAACGUUCAUCGACCGGCACAUUACCGGCAAACUGUCCCCGAUGCAGCUGUCGCGCAUCUACGUCGUGGAGGCGGGUCUCUUUGGUGCCCUGUUUGCCAACUGCUACGCGCUCGGGAUGAGCGACAUUGGCCCCAUGAUGGUGGAGGACGGAUGCAGCCCCUUUUCUAUCGACCCGGAGACGGGAUACCACGAGUCACAGCUGCUAGCGGUGAAGCCUAGAUUCCGAAGCAUCACGCCCGACCUGCAGCCCACAGACAUACAGCUCACCUUUGGUCAUCAUCCUUACAUCGACGUGAUUCCCUUUGGGGACUUUCGCCAGAGAACAUUGCAGGCUCUGAGUGCGGAAGACGGGGCCCUGGACGAGGACCAGCUGUGCAUUGACCUGGGAGGCGGGGGCCUGGUUUGCUGGGGCAGCCAGCAAAACUCCCUCGGCAUGGAGGCUGGUGUGCCAUGGGAUGCACGCUCGUGGGAGCCCCAGAUGUGGUUCAUGAAGAAGUAUUGGGACCUCGUGGGAGGGUUCGGAGGGGAGAUGUACAAAAGUCUCGUGUGGUGGCACCAAGCGCGAGGGCAGCAGAUCUCGUGGGAGUAGUGGAUGAUCAUCCCACAUAGUGCAGAAAAUAGAUAUU